GGAAUGGUUCCCCCUCAUCUAGCUGGGGAGGGAGGAGGAAGCGCGCAACGAAGCCAUCACGGCUUUCGUAGCCGAUUGCGAAGGGCGGGUUCGUACAUCUUGGGGGCGCUAUCAUCCCUCAACAGAGGAGAUGAAGUUGACUUACGCAUUUGGGCUGGUUGGGACAUCACGUGUUUAUGUCUGCUAAACCGCUUUCGGCCCAUCACUUUUGGCUUCUCCUACAACGAUGUUCGCCAUCCCUCCAACGACCUUGGGCCCCCGGACUUCUUCUUCGAGUACCUCAAACUAAGCCCAUGGACUACUUUGAAAAGAUCUCACGCGAACGGAUAGGCAUGGUCUCUUUCUUCAUGAAGCAGAACGAACUCAUCGAGAACGGGACAAUAUCUCAUCGCGGAGCACAUUACCUCCAUCUGGACACACUCGGCAUCGUCAAUGGCUGCAUUGACUCCGAGUCUCAAACUCUGAGCUAUGCGACGUUUCCUCACAACAAUACAUAUGGGUUGCAAGCAUUGAAUGAGUCGCAGUACCAUUCUGCAAUGUAUGAAAUGACGAGGCCUGGGGGGAUCGCGGACAUGAUCAAGGAGUGCCAUCGAUUGCAGCGCAAGCUCGAUCCCGGUGACCACGGCGAUUCAAAGCGGGUAGCGGAUUACUGCCGAAUGGUGGGAGCAACCAUCGAGGAGAAGAUGAACCAGCCUUACCGUCAGACAGGCGCGAGCGGCUGGUACGAUAUCACACACCCCUCGCAAGACCCGUUUCCUCCAAUGUAUGGGGCCGGUUUCCUCAAUCAGCAUUGGGUUCAGCGAGCUCUAGGGACGCCGGUAAAUCACACCAUGGGUUCGUCAUCGGUUGGGGAGGGCUUCGGAAUGACGGGCGACAUGUCGAGAGGGGGUCAGCUUGAGGAUAUUGGCUACAUUCUCGAUCACGGGGUCCGCGUAGCCUUGAUGUACGGCGACCGAGACUAUGCCUGCAACUGGGUGGGCGGAGAAGCGGCGUCAUUGAGCGUCCCGUACGCUCACCAGGACGACUUCGCCUCUGCCGGCUACAUUCCGCUCGUCAUCUCACCAGUCCAUUCUGGGGGACUCACGAGACAAUUCGGCAAUUUCUCCUUUACCCGAGUAUACCAAGCUGGGCACAUGGUGCCUUCGUACCAGCCCGAGGUGGCGUAUGAGAUCUUCAUGCGCGCAAUCACAGGCAGGGAUAUUGCUACGGGGAAGGUAUCACUUGAAGAGGUCGCGGCACACGGGGAGCAGUAUUCGUCGAAGGGCACACCAGACGCCUGGUGGAUGAAGAGCGAAAUCCUGCCCUCACCACCGAGCGAGUGCUACUUGUUCGACACCGGCCGAUGUAGUGAGGAAGAGCUGAAGUGGAUUCAGGAUGGCACGGCAAUUGUAAAGGACUGGAUUGUGGUAGGUCGAGAGCCAGCGAAAGACUUGGAGUGGGCCGCUGGCGAAUUCCACCAGCAGGUCCUUGGGACGUAGAAUACGCAGAGACUGUGGCUAGCCAGUGCUCGCAGUGCGCCUCAAAAGGAAUGCAGGGCUCUUGGUCAGCGCGCAGCUGAUGACACGAGGCGUGAUGUACCAAACGUUAUCCGCGAUGACAUCAAAUGGUGGGGCCGGCCCACGUCUCUACAUGCUCUACUUCUACCUUACC
Neohortaea acidophila is the source of this 1650-nucleotide messenger RNA. RefSeq names its product Alpha/Beta hydrolase protein. The record is from RefSeq and is a predicted model, not a curated record. Gene Ontology annotation, molecular function: serine-type carboxypeptidase activity. The transcript is spliced from 5 exons. NCBI's taxonomy places the organism in Eukaryota, Fungi, Ascomycota, Dothideomycetes, Mycosphaerellales, Teratosphaeriaceae. Gene Ontology annotation, biological process: proteolysis. Bases 177 to 1478 code for a protein of 433 amino acids.